Messenger RNA from Lentinula edodes (shiitake mushroom), 1311 nucleotides. RefSeq lists its product as uncharacterized. Bases 1 to 1311 code for a protein of 436 amino acids. The record is from RefSeq and is a predicted model, not a curated record. The transcript has 3 exons. Lineage: Eukaryota; Fungi; Basidiomycota; Agaricomycetes; Agaricales; Omphalotaceae.
AUGGAGGUCGUCGAGGCUGUCUCUGCUGUAACGCCCCAGCCAACAAACUUAGUUUCAAACACCUUCCCAGAUGUAUCAGUCCCUUUAUCAUUUCCUGCGAUUCUGCGCAAUCCAGGAAUAAAGGAUAGAUAUGCCUACUUGUAUGAUUCAAAACCUAGAAACAUAUCUGCACCCACGAGAACAUACAAGAAGAAUAAGAGAGAUGAUAAUGAAGGUAGACGAUGGAUUAGGCGAAAGGAAAACGCGCAUUUCAUCGAGAACCCUCACAUUGCGCUUCCGACCAGGAAGGACUUCACUCUCCAGCUCAAUGAACCGAAGACGACCUUCCCAGAGCCCCUCCCUAAUUAUCUACACCGCAACACCAAGAUAUUAGCCACAUCUAUACCGGUAACCGAUCCCAUUUCUGCAGAUGCCGGCAGGUUCUCUUUCAGCAUAAAGGGGAUGCGCCGUGAUUUACGUCGGGCUGGGUAUCGAGCUGAACAUCUAGUGCGCGAAGUAGAAGCCGAGAUUUUGGAAUGGCUCGAUGCCGGAGGCAUUACACUCAACCCCGAUGCUGCUGACAGCAUAGACUUUUCUGAGGUUGUUGGACGCCCUGUUUCCGAUACUGGCUCCAUCAUAGAAGUCUUCCGGACACCACAGCUCCUCAUUUGGCGUAUUUCUGACGAUGCAUUCGCUCGCUAUGUUGUCCAUUGCUGCGCUAGGUAUCACAAUGUUGUCAGCUUCAGCAAAGAUAUUCUGGGCUCAAGGCUUACGCAUAUCCUCCGACCUAAUGUCACUCAGCCUGACCGUCAAGCAGCUGCAUCCUUGGACACUCCUCCCGUGACAGACCUCGACACCUCCUCUUCUCUUUUCGACUCAGACACAGAUUUCGGGUCUUCAGCUUUCGCUGACUCUGACGCCGAAUCAGUCGUCUCCCAACCUGGCAUUGUGGCAGCACAUAAUAACCUAUCUGACAUCGACGAACUCGGAUCACAGUCUGACGAUAUGUCUCCUGAGCUGGACACAGACACGUGGUCCGUUAUCGGAGACUCUGAUGCAGAUGGUGAAUUGUCCGAAGCAGAACAUUCCGUGGAGCGGCAGUUCACGUCGAUGUCUAUGCGCGUGGGGUCUGAAGAUCCAGAGCGCACUUUGGAGGCAAUAUCUCCCCGAAACCUGAGGCAAACCGGUCCUUCUGAUCGUUGGCCUGUACAGCGUUCCACCUCUUCACCUUCUCGCUCUCGUGUGCGAACCGCCCCGCGGCGACUGGUACUUCGUAAUUCUCCACCUGCGAUCAAAGAAACGAAAACUUUGUAUGCUUAUCUGUAUUCCUAA